Messenger RNA from Schistocerca gregaria, 1592 nucleotides. RefSeq lists its product as uncharacterized. The coding region runs from base 262 to 1017 and encodes 251 amino acids. The record is from RefSeq and is a predicted model, not a curated record. Gene Ontology annotation, molecular function: aspartic-type endopeptidase activity. Gene Ontology annotation, biological process: proteolysis. NCBI's taxonomy places the organism in Eukaryota, Metazoa, Arthropoda, Insecta, Orthoptera, Acrididae. The transcript has 2 exons.
GAAAUAAAUACAGAUAAUACCAGUGAUGUGUUAAGCCACUCUCACAAAAUAGUGGAUAGUAUUUUGGAUACACUAGAAAAAUGGGUCAAGGAAGAACAGGAACUCAAGGUAGAUAAUGGGGAAGAAAUAGAUAAUGGGUUUGAGUCUGAUGGGAAUAAUGAUGAAGUAAAAGCUUACAUCUUCGAUGAAAAUGGCAAUCUAAAAGCUGAAGUAGAAGUAGCAGAAGUAGAAUCAGUACUGCAAAACUUUAGAGAGGAGGAAAUGAUGAAUGAAGGGGGUAGAAAUAGUAACGAGGUGAAAGAAUCUAGUAGCUGUGUAAACGUGCCACAAAUGGUUGAAGGUGACGACAUUCUUAUGAACAGCAAUAUUGCGCAGGGACGCAGUUGCUCAGAGGUAGAGGAUAGUUUGGCUGAUGUGCAGCAAACAAAAGUAGAAAAAGUCGUCAGAUGCUUCGAUUUAAAGUUAGUGGACAGAUUAGAGAAAGCAGCUAAGAUUAUAGAGCAUGAUGAGCCCCAGGAUGUAAAUGUAAAUGUAAUUGCAACUGAUCAGAAUUACUUUAGCUGGAAGAACAUAGAACGAGAUUUAUUAGACGAGGUGUGUGAGCAACCUGUUCAAUGUAAAAUAACUCACCCUGUUAUCAAAGUAAACAUAUCAGGAGUCACUGUGCGUUGUCUGCUUGACAGUGGCAGUGAAGCAAGUGCUUUAUCACAAACAUUUUUUGACACCAUACCCAAUAAAGAGAAGUUAACAGUUAUGAAAGUAAGUGGCUUAAAGAUUAUAGGUGCUACUGGAAAAGUCUCUAGACCAGUUCAACACGAAGCUUUGAUACCCAUUGGUAUAAAUGACGUAGUAAUAGAUCAUCCUUGUUUGAUUGUGCUAGGCUUAAGUGUUGAUAUGUUGAUUGGUACUGAUUUCUUAUCAAAGUACCAGGGAAAGAUCAAUUUUGAUCAGAACAACUUAAUUUUAACUUUACCUGACUCUAAAGUGAUAAGAGAGUCUUUUAUAGGAAUACUGUAGGGAGUCUGCCACUCUUUGGCGGAUACACGGUUUGGCGUACCGUGCAGUCCCAGCUGGGUGAAACUUUAUUUCCUUUUCAAGUUUCAUUCCCUUCUUCUGGUCUAUCAUAACAGGUAAGAAUCACAUAUGUCUUCAUGUUGUAUAUAUGCUAUUAGGUUUUAAGUAUUCUUAGUAAGGAUCUACCUAGUGAAUGGCAAAACAAAAGUCUGAGUACCAAUAAGAGGCAAACAUGGCUAAAAUAAAUAAAUUAAAAUAUUUCAUGUAAUUGUAAAGGGUUAGAAACUACAACUAAGAGAGACACUUUGCAGUAUACGAAGUACGGUAUGAAUAUGAAUAAUCCAUGAGAUUAUGCAGAAGGUAGUAUGUUGCUAGAAAUAAGGUUGUCUGAAGGAAAACAGCGUAAGAAGGUAAUGCUCAUAGAGGCAAGCAAUGGCGUUUUAGAAUUAAAUAAAUGGAGAUGUGUGGAAGUGGUGUGAGGAUCGCACCAAAUAUAUAGAAACAGGACGUCAAUAGGCUGACAAAAGGAAAAGGGAGAAAGAAGUGGAGAAAUGAAGUAUUUUGAAUCUGGAAGAAAA